CUGGAGUUGAAUGCAUAUCGAGCUCGAAGCCUGCCUGCGAAAAACCAAGAAUCCUCGCAGACUCUCGAUCGAGAUCACUACUACUCUUCAACCUCGUUGUUUGAUAUCAUCGUUUUAGUUGUGCACUGGCCCAAGAACAUACGCUCAAGCUACUACCGAAAGGCAAAAUAGAUAGUCGCGAUAGUCGUCAUGUCGGAAUCCAGACGUGCCACGGUGGCAGAGGCCUCUCCGUCUCCCGAACCAGAGCAGCAGACGACCCAAGAGGAAACAACGGUAACCGAUGUUCCUCCUCUUCCUGACGAACCAGAACCCAUAUCGACAGCUCCACCAUUACCCGAAGAGCCUGAACCUGAAUCUGAAGCGAAAGGACAAGAAGCAACGGGCCAGGACGAUGAGGUAUGGGAUCCUGCGGCCGAGACGGAUCUGAAAGGGAGAAAGGCGGUAGAGGAAAAGAAGGCUGGAGACCAAAACGAUACGGGCGGAUGGCAGGCCGUCUGGGCACCAACAGCGAACGCCUACUACUUCUGGAACGCAAAGACGGGCGAGACGACUUGGACGAACCCGCUCGCACCACCUCCUACAACCGGACCUUCCUCUCAACCACCUCUUCCGGUUGAACAGCCUCCAUUACCUGAUGAACAACCGCCUUUACCUACCGAACAACCCCCUCUCCCUGAAGCGAUUCCGUCGCUUCCCGCGGCCUCAACUUGGGGUCAGGCAUACAGCGCUCCUUCAUCCUCCUCGUACACCGCCAAUCCGGCUCUUCCGGCAGACAACGGUCUCCCCCCUAUCGACCCCGCUUUGUCUCACCUCCUCCCGAAACACCAACAAGUCGGUUCCAACUUCCAAUCCGCAUCUUUCAACGCCCGGACCGGUCGGUUCACCCCGGCCGACUAUCAAUACACCGUAGACCAUCUGGACGAGGCCAACCGAGCCAAGAGACAGGAAGGUGUAUUCUUCGAUGUGAGCGAGUGGGAGAAGAAGAGGGAGAGCGAGUGGCAGGAGAGGAAGAGAAAGGAGAUGGAAGGUGGAGCUGAGGACAGGACCAAGAACAAGUUGACAAAGGCGGAUAUGGAUCGAUUCCGGCAGAAGAAGCAGGAAAAGAAGGCCCGAAAUAACGCUUGGCUACGAGGUUGAACUGGGUUUCACGUGGAUUUCUAUUGUAUGAUCACCAUCUGUCUC
Messenger RNA from Filobasidium floriforme, 1182 nucleotides. RefSeq lists its product as uncharacterized. Gene Ontology annotation, molecular function: protein binding. The record is from RefSeq and is a predicted model, not a curated record. NCBI's taxonomy places the organism in Eukaryota, Fungi, Basidiomycota, Tremellomycetes, Filobasidiales, Filobasidiaceae. Bases 190 to 1137 code for a protein of 315 amino acids. The transcript is spliced from 4 exons.